Molecule: messenger RNA, 779 nt
Organism: Meloidogyne enterolobii
Lineage: Eukaryota; Metazoa; Nematoda; Chromadorea; Rhabditida; Meloidogynidae
Source: the annotation of a GenBank genome assembly
UGGGGGAUAAAAUAAAAAAUUGUAGCAAAAUUAUACAUAUUAUGUUUUUCAGUAGACAACGAUAUAAAACAAUUAGUUUUAAAAGCAUGUUGUGGGGAUAAUUGUGAAGAAUUUCAAAGACCCGAAGAGGUAAAUUAUAAAUGAAUUUUUACUUUUGAAAAAUAAUUUUGUAGAUGUAUGGAAUUAUGUGUUGUGGAGAUGAACCAAGUAAUCAAUUUGAAGAAAUUUGUUGUGAUAAUGUUCCAAGAAGACGCAAACAAUCUUCGAGUUUUAUUGACCGAUGUUGUGGCAAUCAAACUUUAGCUUAUGACCAAACUUGUUGCCAAGGAGUUGUACACAAUAUUCCUUCAGGGGAAUGUUGUGGCAAAAUGGCAUAUGCCCGCAAUUCAUUUAAUACUCUUUGUUGUGAUGAAAUGCUUUUAACAAAUGUAGACCCGUCUUUAAUUUGUUGUGGUAAGCCUAUUGCUGUAGUUUUAAGCACAAAAAUUGAUAUUCAGGCAAAAAUGCCUAUGAUGGAGGAAAAAAAGAAAUUUGUUGUGGAGGACAAGUUUCUCUCAAAGAAUUAUUUGAUGGAUGUUGUAAUAUUUAUGUAGGUGUUGAUAAAUUAAAUAAGGAGGGCCGCAGGGUUGUCAGCAUCUCUAGCUGAUGAUCAAACUUGCCAAGUAGUUGUUUAGGAUGAAUAUCCUAAUUUCAUCCGCGGGGUCGUCAACGUAUCUUCGAAUUCUAGAAACCCUCGUUCCGCCAUCCUUUCUUUAUCUUAUCAACGUGAAUUACCGCAU